AUGUAUUUGUAUAUCUUAUCCUCUAUCGUGUUUAAGAAGAAGAGAAUAAUGAAGCUUUUUAUGAAAUAAUAUUUGGGUUUAUUUUAUUUUAUUUUCUCCUCAAAUAUUCAAAUUUACGUCAACGUCCGUUACGUUGGUGACGUCACCGCGAGCGCGAGAAGUCGAAGUGAGGAGCAGAAAGCGUUGUUAGUGUUAGUUCUGGCCCGUUUGGACCCAAACUAAAGUGUAUCAGUAUGAAGCAGGCGGAGACGGCGCACUGAUUCACUCUCAGAGCUCGAUUCACUAAUGACCGAAUCACCGAGGAACCGACCAAAGAUAACUCACACCCGCACAGAGAAGAAGAUGAGCUGGAGUGGGGCAAAGAGAACUGCAUUCAGAUCAAACGGAUACAAGAGAGGUGGCCGAGUUGUUUGAGGAUCUGAAGAAUCGAGUGUCACAAUUCAACAUGCACAUCAGCGAAACUUCCUCUGACUACACCAGCGCGCGCACACACACAAAUUCAUAGUGCAGGUGGCGAUUGCAGGCGCAUUUUAUCCGAACUGCUUCCUCCAGGGAACUGUGGACGAGGAGCUCGCCUCCAAGGAACUCUAUGGAAACGACCCCAGGACCACCAUAGUGGUGUGUAAUCUCCCUCCAUUUGCAUUCCUCUACUAUAAACAGCUCCAGUCUCUCUUCAGACACUGUGAUUAAGUCAAAUCCAUCUCCUUUGACAGCUCCAGGGCCUAUGUAGAGUUCUACCGCUCGUCAAUGAGAGGUUCUGGCGUUCUCCCAGAGGUCUCUCUGUCUCUCCUCCUCGCACAGCAGAGACUUCCUCUCCAUCUCAACGUUUAACCCACUGGAGAGGUGGAGACUUGGGUAGAGGGGUAGUGUAUCUCACACCUCAGACAUACACGGGUGAAUGUGGAUUUUCAGAAUCAGUCAGUGAGCCCUGUCAGGGUUCUGAGCAGCUCCAUUGAGCUGGAGAAUCUUCCAUCUAACCCUGUCUUUAUCGUCAAUAUCACCGAGGUGUCUGUUCCGCCUCUUUCACUUUCAGUGCACAAAUAAAAAAAAAAGCAGUGGCUCGUGUGUGUGUGUGUGUGGGUCAUGGAAGUGGGGUUUCCAGGCUCACGCGGAAAGUCUGGAGAAACAGAGGUGGCUGACAGUGGCCGUUAAUACACGGGCGCUCUGCCCACUUCCUGUCUCACCUUAUCCAAAUCUUCUGUGUCUCGCCCCUUUCUCUGAAACUCACACCAAACCUGGGAACUACUACAGAGCCAAAAUACUGCAUGUCAUGGGGAGUAAUGUGGAGGCUUACACAUGAAUACGUACUUUAUCCCUUCAGAAUGGUGGAGAUUUGUCUCUUGACUAUUUUAAAUUUGGUUCUCUUCAACAGGUUGUGUUUGAGUUGUGCAGGCUUGUGUCACCUGACUUAAAGAAGGCAUUGUUUGAAGGGCUUGAUCAACACCUCCCACGGCUCCUGCAGUUGUACAACACCGAGAGGCAGUGAAAUACCCGAAAUCCAACAUGUGAUGACCCGCAUUGAUCAAGAGGCAGAGGAAGCUCAGCGAAAGCUUAAGAGACAGAAUGGAGAGGACCCAGCCCUGCCUCCAUUCUGCCCACUGUUUGCCAGCUUGGGAAACAUUCUGCAGUGUGACGUGCUGCUUGGCAUGCUGGGAGCUGUGCUGCAGUGGGCUAUGGAGCCCAGUGGAGGACACUGGUCUGAGUCCAUGCUGCAGAGGGUGCUGCACUUGAUAGGCAUGGCUCUGCUGGAGGAGCAGCAACAGCUAGAGAACAUUGGGGAUGACGAUGAAGUUACUUUCAACUUCACCCUCAAAAUCUCCCCGUGUAUGAAGCAGUGCUGCACGGAGCAGAUGACGGAAUGUCUGGACUGGAUUAUGGCUGAAUGUAAGAAUUUGUAUUCAAAAUUUCUGCAGAGUAUGGCGAUCUCCUUCAUACAGAAGUCAGAUGGUUGAGUAGGAGUAAGGUACUUCACCGUUUUAUUUCCUUGGUGAGUGAAAUUACGGCUUUAAUGGAACUGGGGGGGGGACGACACUAACCUGUUGUCUGAUGGCUGCUUGAUCUUGCAUUCUUGGCUGAUGUGACAGAGAAACUGAAUCAGCUCAAUCUUCAGUUACAAGGUAAAGACAAAACCAUAUGUGAUAUGAUCAGUGCUGUGAAGGUAUUUAAAGCAAAACUGUCAUUUUACCUUCAGCAAUUGAAAAACAAAAGAUUGCAACACUUCCCGUCAUUGGUAAAGAUAGAAAGAAAGCCAUGCAAAUGCAAGCAAAGUUUUGGAUGUACUCGAGUAUUGUGACCUCCUGUCCAGGCUUGGGCAGGAAUCUGAGGAAAGGUUCAGUGAUUUUGAAAAUCUUGAGAUAUGUGUGGCAUUUGUUGCCAAGUCUUUCAUGGAGAUAGACAUGGAUCACAUUUCAAAGCAGAUGGCUGAACAAAAGUUUAACUAUGUGCUCUUCUCAUCAGCAGACCAUAGGCAACAGCUAAAGGGUGUUUCUGUCGUGGUUUCUGUAAUGUAGUGGUUAUCACGUUUGCUUCACACGCAAAAGGUCCCUGGUUCGAGACUGGGCAGAAACAAGCUAGCAAUUUUGAACUUUGCUUUAAUAACUGACCGGUUGUCAUCACCGUAGGAUCAGGUCCUCUAGGAACAGCCGGAAAGCGAGACCUUGGACAGAGCAGAUUUCCUUCUUUUGUGCCUUUGUAGCAAAGCAGUUAACAUUUGCUUACAAAAUGAAAGGGAGUCUCUGGUUUUCUACAGAAAGUGGAAGCCUGGCUCUUUCGUUGCUCAAUAAGACUCUGAACGUGACUGGAAAAUUUUCCAUAAAGUCCUGGUCGCCAAGUUCACCUAUCAGCGAGAGGUCUACACCCGAAAAAGGCUGGGAGCGGUUUCCCUUCCAUUGAGCUUUUGGUGCAAGGCAGAUAACAGCUGCUUGCAAAAUCACAGGCAGUCUCUGCUUUUCCACUGAAUGUGGGAGCCUGGCUCUUUCCUUCAUCAAGAAGACAAGAGUAAUGAUGCGCUUGAUUCGAGGGGUAGGGGUAGACAUGGCCAGGGAAGAAGAGAAACAAUACAGAGCAGCAAGUAGUUACACAGACUCCUGAAUGUUCUCCAUAACCAUACAUUUCAUGUAAACACCAACCAGAAAAACUGAAAAUAUAUGUACACACUGUAUUUCACAAUAAUUAACAAUGGUCAAGUCCAUCAAUAACGCAAAUGUCCAAGUCUGUUAAGUUCAGUACCCCAACUAAACUUUCUAAAUCUUACGGUUCGGUCCCCAUUUGGGUGCCACUCUGUAGCGUGGUACCUUAUGGGGUUUGGACGCCAGACAGUUCAAAUUAACAGUCACUUAUAACUUAUAAUUUGGACAUCACUCAGAAUAAGGCUACUCAAUUCUUACAAAAUAAGUUUAUUAUUAUUUAUGCAAUAAACAUAAGAAAAUACAGAUCGUUUCAGUCAUAGAAACCGAAAUAAUGAAAACCAAAAAGUUCCCCUACGUGGGAUUAAUAAACGCACCCA
This is a messenger RNA of Ictalurus punctatus (channel catfish), 3505 nucleotides long. Its product is annotated as E3 ubiquitin-protein ligase UBR2-like. Lineage: Eukaryota; Metazoa; Chordata; Actinopteri; Siluriformes; Ictaluridae. The record is from RefSeq and is a predicted model, not a curated record. Gene Ontology annotation, biological process: ubiquitin-dependent protein catabolic process via the N-end rule pathway. Gene Ontology annotation, cellular component: cytoplasm; ubiquitin ligase complex. Bases 1509 to 1952 code for a protein of 147 amino acids. The transcript has 12 exons. Gene Ontology annotation, molecular function: ubiquitin protein ligase activity.